Sugiyamaella lignohabitans is the source of this 1665-nucleotide messenger RNA. It is a transcript of the gene NOC4, whose product is annotated as Noc4p. Gene Ontology annotation, biological process: ribosome biogenesis. The record is from RefSeq and is a predicted model, not a curated record. Gene Ontology annotation, cellular component: nucleolus; small-subunit processome; Noc4p-Nop14p complex. The transcript has a single exon. NCBI's taxonomy places the organism in Eukaryota, Fungi, Ascomycota, Dipodascomycetes, Dipodascales, Trichomonascaceae. Bases 1 to 1665 code for a protein of 554 amino acids.
AUGAAAAGAUCGGGAAAUGACAAUAGCGGAGCUAAGACAAAGAAAUCCAAAUCUUCCAGCACGGUGGAGACCGGUCUAAGUGAAUCAGAAAUUACUGCUUUGCAGGAAUCUAUCCUGAGCUCACCAAAGAACUACAAUGAAAUUGCGAAGCUGAUUGAUAUUGUCCGGGAUAACAGCAUUAAAACAUCAUGUCGCCAUUCAGCAUCAGCAGCUUUAUUAAAAAUAUUUGGGAAAUUGUCCAAAAAAGGAUCUCUUAAAAAAUCUGGAGUAGUCGGAGCCAGCGAACAAGUUGCAAUUUGGCUGAAUCAAAGAUUCAUCCAGUUUAAAGAGCUGCUGUUAAAUAACCUUAGCGGUGCCUCUGGUUCUACAAAUUCUCCUUCUUUGGCUGUUUCAGCUCUCACAAUUCUUUUAAAGGUAUUCAGUGUUGUUGAACAUAAGUAUUUGACCCCUUCGACCGAGUACUACUACCCCAAACAGACUUACAGCGAUAUUAUCUCUAGUAUUGUCCUGUCCUCACUGCCGUCUGCCGUUAUCGAUGUCGUAUUAGAAGAGUUUGUUAAAAACUAUCUCAUGAUUUAUGAUGACUUACGAUACUACUUUUACACAGAGCUGGCUGCUAUACUGAGUAAAGAACUGGAGACGGAGAAGAAGGGUGGGUACGAUUCACCUCCAUUUAACGGGGUUCCAAAAACCGUUGUUUCCCGCAGAGUAAUUUCCACUCUUCAAUCUAUUUCUAAAUUCCCAAAAACUGAUGAGGAAAUCGAGAACUUUUUCUUGUCAAAGCCUCAAUUUUCAAAGUCAUCGCUUAAAUCAGGCACCCCUCUAAAACUGUCGAGUCACAAAAUCGCCUUUCAAAAGGCUUGGUUGGCUGGUCUGCGACUUCCUCAAUCAAGUUCUCAAUACAAGGAAGUUCUAAAUAUCCUUCACCAAAGAAUCAUUCCUAAUAUGCAAAAACCCCAGUUGUUAAUGGACUUUCUUACAGACUCGUACAAUGCAGGCGGACCAGUGGCCCUAUUAGCACUAAAUGGUCUCUUCGUACUGAUGCAACAAUACAACUUAGACUAUCCAAACUUCUUUACCAAACUCUACUCCCUCUUUGAUGGAUCUAUCAUGCAUGCAAAACACAGAUCAAGAUUUUUCCGCCUUGUUGAUCUAUUUCUCUCAUCUACGCACUUGCCAGCCACUAUCUGUGCUUCAUUUAUCAAAAAAAUGGCUAGACUUGGUUUGACAGCUCCUCCAGCAGCAGUAGUAACUAUCAUUCCGUUUAUUUAUAAUCAGUUGAAAAGACAUCCUUCUUGCAUGAAGAUGAUUCACAGACCAGAGAUCGAUGGCGAGUUUAGUGAUCCCUUUGACCCAACUGAGUCUGAUCCUCUCCUUACGAAUGCUUUUGAUUCAUCUUUGUGGGAGUUAGAGGUUCUUCAAACUCACUAUCAUCCCAACGUGUCUACUUUGGCAAAGAUAAUGUCACAACCAUUCCGUAAACCCCAGUACCUACUAGAAGAUUUUCUUGAUCAUUCUUAUAAGACUCUAUUUGAUGCUGAAAAGACACGUAGAGUGAAAGCUGCUCUACCUGCUCUUGAAUACGAGUCAUUUGAUUCUGUGUUUGUUAAUCCUGAAAUUAACACAGGCGCUUCUACAUAUAUGGUUGGGUGGAGUUUUGCAUAG